AUGGACUGGCUAGGUCGUGCGAAGCUCGAAUUCCAUGCGUCUUCGACCCCUAUCUCCUUCGAGACUCAGGAUGGCGCCACCAAGACGCUGGUAGAUAUUGCACGAGAGGCCACGCCGGCGUGCCAGCUCAACCCGCUGCUGUUCAAUGGCCACCUGCAGACCUGCUACACAGCCGUCAUGAAGGAUGCGCCGGACGUGCACUACAAGCGCCGCAUCUUCGAGGCCGAGCAUAGCGGGUACUCGGGGAGCUUCGCCGUGGACUUCUACGUGCCCCCCGAGUCUGCGGGGGCCGAGAAGGACGAGUCGCUGCCGCCGCGGACCACGUACUUCAGCGAGGAGGAGCUGGCGGGUCUGGGGUCGGAUGACGAGAGGCCCAUGCUCGUCGUUCUGCAUGGAUUGUCGGGCGGCUCGCACGAGGUGUACCUCAGACACGCGAUUGCGCCGCUGCUCGAGAGCGGCAAGUGGGAGGCAUGCGUGGUCAACUCGCGCGGGUGCGCAAAGAGCAAGAUCACGACGGGCAUCCUUUACAAUGCUCGUGCUACGUGGGACACGCGGCAAGUCGUGAAAUGGCUGCGGAAGACUUACCCGAACCGACCGCUAUUCGGGCUGGGCUUCAGUCUAGGCGCUUGUAUUUUGACAAACUACCUUGGUGAGGAGGGCUCCAAUUGUCAACUCAAGGCCGCCGUCGCGUGCGCCAACCCUUGGAAUCUGGAGCUGUCAAGCAAUGCGCUGAAGCGCACCUUCAUUGGACAUAAUCUGUAUUCCCGGGUCCUGGGCACUGCUAUGAAAAAGCUGGCCGAGACACACAAGACGGAGAUUGAGAAAUUCACCGACCUGGAUCUAGAGAAGAUCUCGAAACUCACCUUCCUGUAUGAAUUCGAUAGGGAGGUGCAGUGCGCAGCCUGGGGCUACCCGACGGAGAAUGCGUACUACAGAGAUGCCUCGUCGGUAGACUCUGUCAUGGCCAUAAGGAUUCCAUACUUGGCGAUCAACUCCACGGAUGACCCCGUAAGUCUCCCUCCUAUGGUGCAUAAUGAAUAUUGCGGUGGUGUGGCCAAUGGAAGCUCAUCCGGUGAUCAGAUCUCUUCUUCUGAAGCGCUGCCAAUCGGCGAGAUCAAGACCAAUCCCUAUACGGUCAUGUGCACCACAUCCCUAGGUGGGCAUCUGGGAUGGUUCGAAUUCGGUGGUGGAAGAUGGCACAGCGCGCCGGUCGCCAAUUUCAUGAACUACAUGGCCUUCGAAGCCAAGCUUGGUAGCACCAAGUUGAAGGCGAACGGAACUGGCAGCAAAUACCAUGCCGGCGCUGAAUUCGAUCCCAUGCGCCGGAAGAUGGUGGUGCCCCUUGAGUAA
Molecule: messenger RNA, 1350 nt
Organism: Neoarthrinium moseri
Lineage: Eukaryota; Fungi; Ascomycota; Sordariomycetes; Amphisphaeriales; Apiosporaceae
Exons: 4
Coding region: 1-1350 (449 amino acids)
Biological process (GO): medium-chain fatty acid biosynthetic process; medium-chain fatty acid catabolic process
Molecular function (GO): monoacylglycerol lipase activity; acetylesterase activity
Source: RefSeq, a predicted model, not a curated record